Messenger RNA from Hibiscus syriacus, 619 nucleotides. Its product is annotated as 17.3 kDa class II heat shock protein-like. The record is from RefSeq and is a predicted model, not a curated record. NCBI's taxonomy places the organism in Eukaryota, Viridiplantae, Streptophyta, Magnoliopsida, Malvales, Malvaceae. Bases 80 to 553 code for a protein of 157 amino acids. Gene Ontology annotation, biological process: response to heat; protein folding; response to salt stress. The transcript is spliced from 2 exons.
CCGUCCUCUUAAAUCCAGCGAAAAUCGGAUCUUCAAAAGCCAAAGCAUAAAUCCUUCAUCCUCAUCCAAGAAGAGAAAAAUGGAUUUCAGAAUCAUGGGUUACAACUCCCCACUCCUCCACGCCCUCAACCACAUGAUGGAUCUCCACGAAGACGACGCCAACAGGAACCCCAACGCUGCUUCUCGUGUAUACGUCAGAGACGCCAAGGCCAUGGCGGCAACUCCUGCAGAUAUCAGGGAAGACCCCAAGUCAUACGUCUUCAUCGUCGACAUGCCGGGGCUGAAAUCAGGGGACAUGAUAGUACAGGUGGAGGACGACAACGUGCUGUUGAUCAGCGGUGAACGGAUGCGAGAGGAAGAGAAAGAAGGGGCCAAGUACGUGAGAAUGGAGAGGAGGGUCGGCAAAUUUAUGAGGAAGUUCGUGUUGCCGGAGAAUGCUAAUACGGAUGCGAUCUCGGCGGUUUGUCAAGAUGGGGUUUUGACGGUCACCGUGGAGAAAUUGCCGCCGCCGGAGCCUAAGAAACCCAAGACAAUUGAGGUCAAGAUAUGUUGAGAAAGAGUGUGGUUUGAUGAUCUGAGUUUACUUCCAUGUUUGAAUGUAAAGUUUACUUCCAUGUUU